Messenger RNA from Exophiala spinifera, 2880 nucleotides. RefSeq lists its product as uncharacterized. The transcript has a single exon. The coding region runs from base 1 to 2880 and encodes 959 amino acids. The record is from RefSeq and is a predicted model, not a curated record. Lineage: Eukaryota; Fungi; Ascomycota; Eurotiomycetes; Chaetothyriales; Herpotrichiellaceae. Gene Ontology annotation, cellular component: DNA replication preinitiation complex. Gene Ontology annotation, biological process: DNA replication initiation.
AUGCAAUCACCGUCUACAUCCGAAAGAUCAGCACUUGUCACGGUUGCCAGUAGUACUUUGAAUACGAUAUCGAACAGCCUGCCAAACAACAAAAAGCGAAAGGUCAGCGAUCUCUACUCGAAAGAAGCCCACACCGAGACACUCACAGCGACGGUGCUGCCGGCCAGAUCUCAGUCAUGGGAUCUCGAACGUGUAACGCUCCUUGCGCGAGCCUACUUGCCGUUGUCAUGGCUCGCCACGUCUCAACCUGCGACCGUCAUUGUCUUUGAGACACCUACUUCUUUUGUGCAAAAAUGGAAUCAAGGAGCUCUGAUAACCAAGAGAAAGUCCAAUGGGGUGUUGUAUGCGAUUGAAAGAGGCGGCUUGGACCAUUUCAUCGCGCUAGCCUUGCAGAGUUGGGUGUCUGAAGAACACUGCAAAGAUGCAGCGUUGGGGAAUGUGGCAGAGACAAGGCUAGAAAAUCUGUUGAAUAAAGAUGACGGGGCGCAACAAACGCAUAGGAGGAGUGCUUCUGGCUCGAGUUUCACGGCUCUGCCAACGCCGAAAAGCCCGAGGAGGCCAACGAACCGACGGGGAGCCCUUGCACGAAUGUCCAUUUUAACACAGAAAGACACGAAAAGCCAGGAAUCUGUGUUUCAGACGUCUAGCUCGCCUACCUUGAUUCAGCAGCCGGUCCUAGCACACUCAUCCUCAGGUACAAUGUUACCUAUCACUCCCACAGCACAAACAGAGACAGCCAAUCCAUUUGAGCAACCAGAAGUCGUGGCUGAAGAAGUGUCUAUUUCUCACCAGAUCCAGCCUGUUCCGCCGGCUUUAGCGGUCGAGAAUCCCUGUGCUUCUGAGCGCCUUCGUGCUCAGUAUUUAGAGCACCUUUACACUUCCAAGACGUCUUUGGCAUUUUACGUUAAAGGCCCAUUGAGCCGUGCACGAGCACAUGUGAGGUCCUCUCAGAAUCCGUCAACACUUCUAUCAGAGUUAAUGGAAUUUUAUGCCCAGUCUAUCUUGCCAGCCAAGAAGCUAGACACGAAAUACAAAGACUCACUACCCAACAUUCUUGCGGAAUUACCACUUGAAAGCACGGAAUCUUCAAAGAAGAAGUCACGCAAGAAGAAACAAAAGCUAGGGAAAGACUGUCUAUGGCCAGAAGAAGACAAUUAUGUUGGCAGAUGGUGGCGUACACGAGAUCUUCGAUCCAUCUCAUCCUCCGGCGACCGUCAAAGCGAGAUUCGCAGGGAGCUGGCAGACCUCAGAAUGAGAGAGACCAAGAUGCAACUGCUAUUGGUUCUCGAAUUCAUGCUACUCGAGAUGGCAGCUUCGAAGCUAUCCGAGAAGCCCAUUCCCACAGAUCCUGACGUCAAGGUGGAAUCAGUCGAGGACGAUGUCCCUUCCGUCCUGGCCAAAACUCCACAAAAGUCAAGCAAAAAGAAGCGCGAUGCCACCAACGAGCUCGACACCAUUAUUGAGCGACUCUGUAUCUGGCAUUCAGUAAGCUUGACCGAUGCCACUGCCACCGAAAACGCGCAAAAGGAUCACACGUCCCAGUCGGGUGAUAGUCUUCGAGAAUUUUGCAAGGAUGUCCUCUGGCCAUUCUAUUCAGCAAAGCUGCCAGAACAAAUGAAAGCCGUGUCACGAAAACUAUCGGGCCUGGAAUCUUCGCCGAAUCGACCUCCGCAAAUGUCCAAAGGAUCUCACAAUAUUACAGCUCCUGUUCCUCUGCUCAAGUCCAGACCUGGUGAGCCGCUCGUGAAACGCACGCUUCAACGUGUUCUGAGUGAAGACCAUCUAAGUCGACAUGCCUCACCGCCAACCUUGUCUCGGGCGUCAACAGGACCUAUCAAACCUUCGAUCCCGACCUUGAAGCGAGAGCCUUCGGAAAGACCGAUGUCCCGAGGCGGCAUGCUUUCCAAGUCUGUAAGCUUCAGCAACCGAGAAAUCGAUCUCGUCGCCGACUCCAAGAUUCGUGACGCCAAACGUCGAAAACUUGAUAAACUCGCACAGCAGAAACAAGAGCUAGAAGCUGCCAUCGACGCUUUGAAGAGGCCUAGUAGGUCUGCAGUGGCGGCAGCUUUCAUGGACGAGGUCGAGAAACGGCAACAGGAGAAGACAGUGCAGAUAUCGGCCACUCCCAGGGCCCGACGUAUCAGGGACCCAGGGGAGUUCUCGGAACCUGAGCUUCCGCCGAUGCCGAGGCAGGUUCGCGGCGAAGAAGCGUCGGUAGUCAUCCCAUCGUCAACGCGGAAGCCCCUCGCUGCUCCUCCUAGAGUGCCCAGCUCGAAUAGUGUUGUGAGGUCUUCGGGAACCAAAAGGGCUGUUCUGUCUGCGAUACACGAGACUCCGUCCCGCGCCAAGGAAAGAAAAGAGCCACAUCCAUCGGCUCUGUCCAGAAUCUAUGAGGAUUUCUUCGACGAGGAUGAGGAAGGUGAGAGAGAUGCAGCGACAGCAGGUCCUAUUAAGUCUCCUCCUCGGCCGCGGCCCUCUGUCAAUCCUUACGACGGCACAUCGGAGACGGCGAUGGAACCUCGAUCGGAUCUCGGCGUCUCGUCUUCUUCGCAGAUGAGUAGCUCGCGGAAAGAUGAGCUGUGCAUGACUCGAUCCCGCCGGCCCGUCCUGUUCACGCCUGUCAAGAAAUCCGAUGUGCGUGUCGAGCACGCGUUCCGUGACGCGCCUGAGAUCCCUCAACGGGCAGGUCUGAUGAUGAAUCGUGUCAUGGGCGGCCAUGGUCGAGCGCUUGACUUUGGGUUUAACGGUCGGGAAGAGCAUGCCACCAAUUCACCUAGUCAUCCUCGGGAUGUGGAGAAGAACGUCACUGUUCAGGUUGCGGAUGGGGAGAAUGAAGAUAUAUACGAUAAACUAGGUUGGAAUGACGACUUUGACCUUUGA